This is a messenger RNA of Colletotrichum karsti, 1446 nucleotides long. Its product is annotated as dihydropteroate synthase. Gene Ontology annotation, molecular function: dihydropteroate synthase activity; 2-amino-4-hydroxy-6-hydroxymethyldihydropteridine diphosphokinase activity. Lineage: Eukaryota; Fungi; Ascomycota; Sordariomycetes; Glomerellales; Glomerellaceae. The transcript has 3 exons. The coding region runs from base 1 to 1446 and encodes 481 amino acids. The record is from RefSeq and is a predicted model, not a curated record. Gene Ontology annotation, cellular component: mitochondrial envelope. Gene Ontology annotation, biological process: tetrahydrofolate biosynthetic process.
AUGCCCGCCGUCCACUCCCGAUCCGCCUGCGGAUGCGCCUGCAGUAGCGGCGGCGGCGGAUGCGGUAGUAAGGGCGCCGCCCGUCCUAGGGGCCCGACGACGGCGUACAUUGCCCUCGGCAGCAACCUUGGUGACCGCGUCGGCUGGAUCGAGCAGGCCUGCACCGAGAUGGACCGCCGCGGCAUCAAGGUGAAGCGCACAAGCAGCCUCUGGGAGACGGAGCCCAUGUAUGUUCUAGAUCAGGAUAGAUUCGUCAAUGGAGCAUGCGAGGUCGAGACUGAGCUUGAACCCCUAGCCCUUCUCGAUGAGCUGCAGGAUAUCGAGCGCACGCUUGGUCGUCAAAAGUUUAUCGACAAGGGCCCUCGGAAUAUCGACCUCGACGUUCUCAUGUAUGGUGAUGAGAAGAUUGACCAUCCACGCCUUACCGUUCCUCACAUCGGCAUCCCUGAACGCGAGUUUGUCCUGCGCCCUCUUGCAGAACUCAUUCCCAACAAGCCCCUUUAUGCAUCCAACCCAUGGAAGCUCACCCUCGACUACCUUAAUGAGCUGCCUCCAGCGGCAGCACCACUCUCACCACUGACUCCCAUCUCAGCCGGCCAUGAGCCCCUUCUCUCUCUCGCCUCUAGCCGCAAAACUCACGUCAUGGCCAUCAUCAACGUCACACCAGACUCCUUCUCCGAUGGCGGCAUUCACACCCCCGAGAACCUCAUCUCAACACUGCGAUCCUUCGCCAAAGCCGGCGCCACCAUGAUCGACGUCGGCGGCGCCUCCACCGCCCCAGGUCGCCCCGAGGUCCCCGCCGACCAGGAGCUGGCCCGCGUCCUCCCCGUCAUCAAGCUCGUCCGAAGCCUCCCCGAGCUCUCCCACCUCGCCCUGAGCGUCGACACCUGGCGCGCCUCCGUCGCCGAGGCCGCCGUCAACGCCGGUGCCGACAUCAUCAACGACGUCUCCGCCGGCCUGCUCGACCCGGCCAUGAUCCCCUACAUGGCCCGCAGCAAGCGCACUGUCUGCCUCAUGCACAUGCGCGGCACCCCGGAGACAAUGAACUCCCUGACGGACUAUCCUGACGGCCUGAUCCCCACCGUCGCCCGCGAGCUGCUCGAUCGGGUCGCCGAGGCCGAGGCCGCGGGCGUGCGUCGCUGGCGCAUCAUCCUAGACCCCGGCCUAGGUUUUGCCAAGACGGGCGCCCAGAACCUCGAGAUCCUCCGCCACAUGGACGAGCUCCGCUCGUGGCCCGGUCUCGAGGGCCUUCCCUGGCUGCUGGGCUCCAGCCGCAAGAACUUCAUCGGCAAGAUCACCGGCGUGCUGAAGCCGCAGGAGCGCGUGUGGGGUACGGCGGCCACGGUCGUCUCGGCCAUCCAGGGCGGAGCGGACAUUGUGAGGGUUCACGAUGCUGUUGAGAUGUGCCAGGUGGUCAAGAUGGCGGAUGCGAUUUACAGACAAUGA